AAAAAAAAAAAAAAAAAAAAAAAAAAAAAAAAAAAAAGGUCGGCAACGGGCAUAAAAAAGAAGAAACGAAAAAUCAACAAAAGACAGAAUAUCUCUUCCCUCUUUAAUGUCACCCACAGGCAGCAGCAGCGCAACCGCUGCAGCCGCUGCUCAUGACCGGGAGCUCAUAAGCGUCCUUUUCCAAGAGAGGAUAGCAUCUGGAGAUGCUCGUCCGCUGCUGAUCGUCCACAGCCUCAUCGCCAAUUUCGCCAUACCGUGCCUGUAUCUAGCCGUGCCGCACAGAGGUCGACCAUGGCUCUACCGCGCGCGCUUCCUCGUCGCCGCCCUCGUGGCGUUGCUGAACCUCGAGAUGGGUCGUCACACGAGGAGUGACAACCUUGCCGUCACAUACGCCACGGGCAUCCUUGCUGCCUGGGGUACUCUGUGGGCUUUGACCAGCCUGGUCAUCAGGCGCCCGCAGUAUGAUGCCGAAAGGGUCAACAAGAGACGCAAACAGCAGAAUGGGUCGGCCCGUGGGAGGAGCGGCUCUUCGUCUCGGGCUUCUCCUGAACGAGCAUAUAGCUCUGCCUUGUCUUCGUCUGGGAUCGAAAAUGGCAACGGUAGUAAAACCAAUGGUGUUAGCAAUGGCACCAGCAACGGCAACGGCAGCGAAAGGCUCAUCACCAAGCGUAGGAGGAAGUCGGUUCGUUUCCUUGUGGCUCCAGACGAGGAUGUUGCCAAGUCCAUUUUCAACAAUGACAUGGAGUACUACUGGCAAGCGUUCCCAGAGGACGCCCCAUUUCGCGAGAGGCUGAGUUGGGCAUACGAUUAUUACACUGCAUGGCGGGGCUCCGGCUGGAAUUUUGCUAUUCCAACCAUACCAAGUUUUGAUCCUCCACGACAAUCCCGCUCGGGAGAGUUGGUCCAGAUCGAGACAAUACCAAUAAGAUCCAGGGCUGGCGUUACACGUCCUGCCAGCAACAGAGAGUUAUUGCUCACCAGACUCGGAAGACCGGUGUUGGCAUAUCUGGCACUCGACGUCUGUGCCACUCUCAUGAAGUAUGAUCCUUAUUUCCGCACCGGUCGUCACGAGGUAGCCCCAUCCCCGUCGGCCCCGUUGGCUCCCCAUCUACCUCCCGCCUUGCUGUACAUAUACAGGAGCGUCCUCGCGUCCAUGAUAGUCUUCAAUGCCCUGUGGGCUCUGUUCUCGCUCGACCAGGUCAUCAGGCGCUGGCUGAUGACCACGCUCUUCGGCAAGGACGUCCGCACCGAACUGUGGCAAUACUCGGACACGUUUGGAUCCUUUGUCCAGAUUCUCGACCACGGCCUCGGCGGUCUAUGGGGACGAUCCUGGCACCAGACCUUUAGGAUAGGCUUCACUGCACCGUCGGUGCUCCUGCUCGCCGGGACCAAGAACAAGGCCGCCAAGAAGCUCCUCAGCUCGCUGGUUGCAUUUUGCAUCUCGGGCGCCAUGCACGCCGCGGGAAGCUUCACCAUGCCGCGCGGCGCCAGGCCCUGGAUGCCCUGGCUGUUCUUCAUCCUGGCCUGGGUCGGCACCGUCGUGCAGACGACCCUGUACUACGGCCUGCGUCUCGACCGCGUCGCUCCGAGGCUCCCGAGCCUCGCGCCGAGGACGUCGAAUCUGCUCUUCUCUUGCGCUUGGAUGCUCCUGACCUGCUGGGUCUUUGUCGACGACAUGUGCCGCGCCGGCAUGUGGAUGUUGGAGCCCGUCCCCUUCUCCUUUGCGCGGGCCGCUGGCUUGGGUUUGCCCGGCGACCAAGACCCUUGGCGGAUCAAGGAGCCGCUCAUAUAUUGGCAUUCAGGGAGACAUUGGUGGGAUACUGGACUUGCUGCCUGAUGUUUCUUUUGGGGGGGAUUUUGUCUUGGAUUUUUUUUUUACAUCUCAUGAACUACCAAUACCAACGAGUGAAUGGAUCAACACAAAUUCUUUUUGCGAUGGGCGAUUCUACGAUAGAAAUCACGAUACCCUUGAUCUUGGCUACUUGGACAUGGCGCUGCGGUAUGGAUUAGACAUUAUUAAGAAUAUUGCUCCAGAGGCCUCGGAAUAGACUUUGACAUUGAGCAAAAAGAAAAAAAAAAAAAGAAAAAAAAAGUUUUUGGGCAGUCCGUCGCUCCCUCCCUACACAUUGCAUGCUGGGA
Molecule: messenger RNA, 2139 nt
Organism: Pyricularia grisea
Lineage: Eukaryota; Fungi; Ascomycota; Sordariomycetes; Magnaporthales; Pyriculariaceae
Exons: 3
Coding region: 107-1837 (576 amino acids)
Biological process (GO): lipid metabolic process
Source: RefSeq, a predicted model, not a curated record